CGCGCAAUGAGUGCACGCGGGCAUUGUACAACGAGUCUGUCGCCAUAGCAACGAUUUGUUGACAGGCGAUGUGGAGUUGCCUGAAUACACGGGAGAAUGAAACUCAAACGGUUCUUUCUCAGGUAUUAUCCACCAGGUAUAAUCUUGGAAUAUGAAAAAGGAGGAUAUUUGAGGACCAAAUCAAUCGACCUUUUGGAUUUAACUUCAGAAACAAACCCAGAUGAGUUGUUGGCAGAAAUCAGGCAGUCCGAGCCUUUGAUCACAGAGUCCCGGGCUGAUCAAGUCAAACAACUGAUCCUUCGACUUCAGCAGAAACAGGGCCAGCAGGACCACCACAGGUUCUGUUUCUUCAAGGAGCUAAAGGCACACAUCCUGCCUCUGACAAACGUUGCCUUUGACAAAUCGGGGUCAAGGUUUAUAACUGGGAGCUAUGACAGGACAUGUAGAGUUUGGGACACAGCCACAGGCAAUGAGCUGCACACACUAGAGGGUCACAGAAACGUGGUGUAUGCAAUUGCAUUCAACAACCCAUAUGGAGACAAGAUUGCCACCGGCUCUUUUGAUAAGACAUGCAAACUGUGGUGUGCUGAGACGGCCAAAUGUUUUCAUACCUUUCGUGGACACAUGGCAGAAAUAGUGUGCCUGGCAUUCGACCCUCAGAGCACACUGGUGGCCACAGGCAGCAUGGAUGCCACUGCCAAGCUGUGGGAUGUGGAGACUGGGGAGGAGGUGGCCACUCUGACUGGCCACACUGCAGAGGUCCUGUCUCUAUGCUUUAACACAGUGGGAAAUCAACUUGUCACUGGCUCCUUUGACCACACUGUUGCUAUCUGGGAUGUUGCUUCAGGAAGACGUGUCCACACUCUGAUUGGUCACAAGGGGGAAAUCAGCAAUGUUCAGUUUAACUGGGACUGCUCCCUCAUAGUAACAGGCUCCAUGGACAAAACCUGCAAGUUGUGGGAGGCAGUCAGUGGGAAGUGUGUGGCCACCCUAGUUGGACACAAAGAAGAGGUGCUAGAUGUGUGCUUUGAUUUAAGAGGUCAGCUCAUUGCUACUGCCUCUGCUGAUGGUACAGCGCGAGUGUUCAGUGCAACCACACAUCAGUGUCUCGUGACCCUGGAGGGCCAUAAUGGAGAGAUCUCUAAGAUCUGUUUCAGCCCACAGGGCAGCAGGGUCCUGACUGCCAGCUUAGACAAGACAGCUCGUCUUUGGGAUGUUCAGUCUGGAGUCUGCCUACAAGUCCUGGAGGGGCACACCGACGAGAUCUUCUCAUGCGUCUUCAACUAUGAGGGUGACACUAUAAUUACAGGCAGCAAAGAUAACACAUGCCGGAUCUGGUACUGACCCUUCCCUUGACCCUUACAAGGCUCAGAAAGGCAUAUACAUGGACACGACAAUCAGUUUACCAUGUAUGUCACUGUAUAUCUUUCUAAUUGUACAUUACCAACUGAAGAAUCUGUAGUCAUAUUGAGGUAAAUGUCUGGUUUACCGCAUCUGUAUAAGGUUAAAGUGGCAUUGCAAAUCAUCGCCGCUUCAUUACAUAAUUUUUCUCUCUGAUGUUCCUCCUGUUUUUUAAUUUGUUUAAAGCUUCACUUGUUCCCUGACUGUACUAACUUUGUACUGUGCAUGACCAGUAGACAUAGCCUUAUGUUUACUGUGGAGUUAACAGUGUGGUGACUUUGCUCAUAAAAUGUCAUCAAGUAGUAGAAAGUCUUCAACUAUGUUAAUGGUAUGGUUUGACAUGGUUUGGUUAGACAGGAGGCAAUUAGCUUAGCUUAGCAUAAAGAGUGGAAGCAACUGGCUUGGUCCAAGGUUCAAAAAUACACCUACCAGCCCCUCUAAAACUCAGUUAUUAACAAGCUACAUACAGCACGUAACUCAGCGCAACUUUUUUAUACAUUUCUGUAUGUGUUGCAAUGGAACAAACAGCCAUGUGGAAU
Messenger RNA from Etheostoma cragini (Arkansas darter), 1940 nucleotides. RefSeq names its product dynein assembly factor with WDR repeat domains 1 (gene daw1). The record is from RefSeq and is a predicted model, not a curated record. Gene Ontology annotation, molecular function: protein binding. NCBI's taxonomy places the organism in Eukaryota, Metazoa, Chordata, Actinopteri, Perciformes, Percidae. The transcript has 13 exons. Bases 97 to 1344 code for a protein of 415 amino acids.